UGAUAUUUUUUAUUUUUUAAUUAAUCCCUAUAUUAAUUAGUAGGGUUGUCAAAUCUAUAUAAAAUUAUUUUCAUAAUAAAAUGCAAUUUUUUAUAUUACUUAUAUUAUUUGCCGUACAAUUUUUAUUUUUCUCAUAUAAACUUGUUCGUUGAUGGGUUUGUUUGGUCCUUAAUAAUUUCGACUUUUUUUAAUGAAAAAAUCAACAAUAGUAUUCUGCGGCUCAACUUUUGCUUCCUAUGAUGAGGACACGUGGCUCAUUUUUUUGAAGCUUCUGUCUCUCUUUCUUUCACUGGUCGCAAAGGGAAAAAAAAGCGCGUUUCAGGUUCCAUGUCUUUAUAUAUAUGAACCUUACCCGCUUCAAAUUUCCCAUCUUCAAAAUCUCUUCUUUCUUUCAAACCCACGUUUUUCUGCGCAAUUUCUCUUGGAAAUCUAAAGUGAACAUCCUGAAAAGGCUGGAAUUUUGAUUCUUUUGGUGAAAAAAAAAUUGUUGUGUUGUGAUUAUUACGCUUUUCAUUUAUCUUCUUGGCCAUGGAGGUUUCGGUGAUUGGGAGUUCUCAAGUGAAGGUGGGAAAGUACGAUUCGGCAUAUAGGGAACUUGGAUUUUGUAAUCUGAAGGAUAAUUUCAGGUUUUCGAGUCAUAGAGUUUGUUUUGAUCGGAAUAUAAGGUGGAAGAAGGCUGGGAUACGCUUCACUUUGAGGGCUCUUCAAUCUGAACCCGUUGUAGAGGAAAAGAAACAUUGUGGAUCUGGAACAAGAUCCAAAACGGUAGAUGGUGUAAGAUUAUUUGUGGGGCUGCCCCUAGAUGCUGUUUCUUAUGACUGCAAUUCAAUAAACCAUGCUAGGGCAAUUGCAGCUGGCCUAAAAGCUUUGAAGCUAUUAGGAGUUGAAGGUGUUGAGCUCCCAAUUUGGUGGGGAAUUGUUGAGAAAGAUGCCAUGGGAGAAUAUGAUUGGUCAGGCUAUCUUGCUAUUGCUGAGAUGGUUCAGAAAGUGGGUCUCAAGCUCCAUGUGACACUUUGCUUUCAUGGGUCUAAAAAACCAAAUAUUCCACUACCUAAAUGGGUAUCCCAGAUUGGUGAAUCUCAACCCAGUAUUUUCUUUACAGAUAGGUCGGGACAGCAUUACAAAGAAUGCUUGUCACUGGCAGUUGAUAAUCUUCCUGUUCUUGAUGGGAAGACUCCAAUGCAAGUAUACCAGAGUUUCUGUGAGAGCUUCAAGUCCUCAUUCUCUCCAUUCAUGAGCUCUACAAUUACAAGUAUUUCCAUGGGUUUAGGACCAGAUGGCGAGCUACGGUAUCCAUCUCACCACCAGCUACCAAGUAAUGGUAAAACUGAAGGAGCUGGAGAGUUCCAGUGUUAUGACCAAAACAUGCUGAGCUUUCUCAAACAACAUGCUGAGGCAUCUGGAAAUCCUUUAUGGGGACUUGGAGGUCCACAUGAUGCACCUGCCUAUGAUCAAUCCCCAUACACCAAUAGCUUCUUUAAAGAUGGGGGUUCUUGGGAGUCUACAUAUGGGGACUUCUUCCUUUCCUGGUAUUCUAAUCAGCUCAUAACUCAUGGAGAUUCCCUCCUUUCCUUAGCAGCUUCUACUUUUGGUGACACUGGAGUGACAAUUUAUGGGAAAAUCCCUCUUAUGCACUCUUGGUAUGGAACUCGAGCCCAUCCUUCCGAGCUAACCGCAGGGUUCUGUAACACAGCUAACAAGGAUGGCUAUGAACCAGUUGCAAAGAUGUUUGCUAGGAACUCAUGCAAAAUGAUAUUACCUGGCAUGGACCUUUCAGAUGCAAACCAACCAAAGGAGAACCAUUCUAGCCCUGAGUUGCUACUUGCACAAAUUAUGGCAGCAUGCAGAAAGCAUGAGGUAAAGGUUUCAGGUCAAAAUUCAUCUGAGUCUGGUGUUGCAGGUGGUUUUGAACAAAUUAAGAAGAAUCUAUCAGGAGAUAAUGUAGUGGAGUUGUUUACAUAUCAUAGAAUGGGAGCAUAUUUCUUUUCUCCAGAGCACUUUCCUUCAUUCACUGAGUUUGUUCGGAGCCUUAAGCAACCUGAACUGCAUUCAGAUGAUCUACCUUCUGAGGAGGAAGAAGGUGCUGAAUCCGCAGUUAAGAGCCAUGAAUCAAGCGUGAGCAUGCAAGCAGCAUAAUUGUUGUAAAUUUGUAAUGUAUGAUAAUCAUGUAUAUAACAUGUAGUUAUACCCUUGCACGGGGACAGGUUAUUUUGUAAGCACUAGAUGAGGAUGCCUUUUCUUGGUUUAAACCUCAAGCAGAGACAUUAUUAUAGUUAUUCCAUAUAAUGUAGCCAUUAGCCAAGGUGGGUGGCAGAUUACAUUUUUGUCAUUUGUGCUCAUGUUGUGCACAUUUCUAUUCAAUACUGCUUAGUUUAAUAAGCUGAGGGUGUGUUUAAAAGAGCU
This is a messenger RNA of Abrus precatorius (Indian licorice), 2403 nucleotides long. Its product is annotated as inactive beta-amylase 9. Gene Ontology annotation, biological process: polysaccharide catabolic process. Gene Ontology annotation, molecular function: beta-amylase activity. The coding region runs from base 529 to 2136 and encodes 535 amino acids. The record is from RefSeq and is a predicted model, not a curated record. The transcript has 3 exons. NCBI's taxonomy places the organism in Eukaryota, Viridiplantae, Streptophyta, Magnoliopsida, Fabales, Fabaceae.